This is a messenger RNA of Nelumbo nucifera (sacred lotus), 996 nucleotides long. RefSeq names its product Nucleoside diphosphate kinase family protein. Gene Ontology annotation, biological process: UTP biosynthetic process; GTP biosynthetic process; CTP biosynthetic process. Gene Ontology annotation, molecular function: nucleoside diphosphate kinase activity. Lineage: Eukaryota; Viridiplantae; Streptophyta; Magnoliopsida; Proteales; Nelumbonaceae. The record is from RefSeq and is a predicted model, not a curated record.
GGCCCGGCCCAUGAUCACUCACUAGAGAUUGGCGUGGCCAAAUGGCCAUAUUCAGAGUUUUUUCCCUCCUUUCCCAUCUUGCGUAGCUCAUGAGUCAUGGCUCGAGUUCUGGUUCUCUACUUGCUAUCUUCGAUCUUGCUGCUUCCUGGGGAUAUAGCUUUUUAAGUCAUGGCUCUCCAGAGAAAGAAAAGACCUUGGCAAUGAUAAAACCAGAUGGUUUGUUUGGUAACUAUACAGAUGAAAUAAAGAGGGUUAUUCUGCACUCCGGUUUCAGCAUCCUCAAGGAGAUGUCGAUUCAGCUUAAUGAGGUUAAUGUCAGACUCUUUUAUGCAGAGCAUUCUAAAAAGAGCUUCUUUCCCAGCCUUGUGAAGUAUAUGACGAGUGGUCCAGUGUUUGUUAUGAUUCUGGAGAAGGUGAAUGCAAUUGCUGAUUGGCGUGCUUUGAUUGGACCCACUGAUGCAAGUAAGGCUAAGGUCACACACCCUGAUAGCAUCAGAGCUAUCUGUGGGUUGGAUUUAGAAAGAAAUUGUGUUCAUGGUUCAGAUUCUCCUCAAUCUGCUGCAAGAGAGAUUUCGUUUUUCUUUGGAGAUACAUUGUCAUCAGGUGUCCCAAAACAUGAUGAGUUGUGAAAGGUACUUUCGUAGAAUCUAGAUAACCAAUCGCACCAGCCACAGAGACAUGUUGACCAUUGUAUUCUAUAUAAUCAGAGUUGCUAACUUAUUCUAGAAAUCAAGCAGAAUUUGUUCAUAUUGUAAACCUGGGUUCCUUCCGUUUUGUGCCUCUUAAAAGGUUUUGAUUUAUUAUCUGCACUACCACCUCUCAUGGUUUAGCUUGAAAGGCUGGUUCUGAUCAUAGAGCUACAUAAUUUAAAGGGUAAUGUUUCCCUGGAUUGAGCAUUUCUGUGGUAAAUGGAGUAGCAUAUCUGGGUCCUGGGAAGUGGGAAUUAACUAUUUUCUGAUCCCAUUCUGGGGUAUAUAAAAGAAAUUCUAGAAUCAA